AUGAGGCUCUCACAGCUUAUCACUCCAGCUCUUGCUGGUCUAUCAACCGCCACCGAUGCGGUAGACUCUCUCCUCCCUGUUUUUCGAGGCAUAGCUGACUCUCCCCAGUGCGCUGCUCUCGCAGAGAAAUUUCCCCGCGACGUCGCGUACCCCGAUUCACGAUCUUACAACCUUUCGAAUGUCUACUGGUCUGAUCGUCAAGCUGAAGUUCACCCGUCUUGCUUCGUCACUCCUCGCUCGAGCAAGGAUGUUUCCAAGAUCAUGGAACUUCUCACUUCUCUCGACGCGCCUUUCACUGUCAAGAGUGGCGGCCACACUGCUUUUGCAGGUGGUUCAAACGUCGACGAUGGAGUCACUAUCGACUUGAAGUAUCUCGAUGACAUCACCGUCUCAAAGGAUCGCAAGACUGUUUCCGUCGGACCUGGAAAUCGCUGGAUCAACGUCUCCGAAGUUCUCGACCCCAUGAACCUCGCCGUUGUGGGAGGACGUGUCGCAAGCGUUGGUGUCGGCGGCCUUAUUCUCGGCGGAGGAAUUUCGUACUUCUCUGGCUCCAAGGGUUGGGCUUGCGAUAACGUGCGUAACUACGAAGUCGUCGUCGCUUCAGGCGAUAUUGUCAACGCAUCGGCUACCGAGAACAGUGAUCUUUAUUGGGCUCUUCGAGGUGGUGGUGGUUCCAACUUUGGUAUCGUUACGCGCUUUGACUUGGCUUCUUUUGAGCAGGGUGAUUUGUGGUCUACUUCGCUCAUUCACCCUGGCGCGAUGAACACUACCAUCGUCCCAGAGUUCCAGAAAAUGACUGUGAAGGGACUGUCUGAGGAUCCUGAUGCGCACAGCUACUUUGUCAUGACCUACCAACCUGACUUGGGUGGCUACAUCGUUCUUACGAGUCUUUACCAUUCCAAGGUCCCUAAACCAGCCGACAGCGUGCCGCCCGUUUUCUCCAACCUGUCAGCUAUCCCAGGUACCCUAUCGAACACCACAAUGGUCGCCAACAUCUCAACACUCUCCAAAGCCAUUGAUGUCCCCUCGGGUUCCCGCCAAACAUGGUGGGACGUUACCAUCUCCGCCAACUCAUCCGACUUCCUCACCGACAUCGUCUCCCGAUUCGCCGAUCGCAACGCUAAGCUUUUCGAACUCGGCAAAGUGACGCCCUACCUCGUAUUCCAGCCUCUCUCCGUCAACAUCCUCGAAGCGAUGCAGAAGAACGGCGGAAAUGCUCUUGGUCUCGACCCCAAGGACGGACCAUUGAUGCUUAUCCAGAUUUCUACCUCGUGGGAAGACCCCGCGCUGGAUGAUCAUGUGGAGGAGACUUCACGAGACUUUAUCAACACGGUUGAGUGGAUGGCCAAGGACCGUGCUUUGGACAACGGAUUUAUCUACAUGAACUACGCUGGCAAGGGCCAACAGGUCCAGAAGCACUACGGAGAGAAGAACGAGCAGAAAUUGCGAAGCGUCAUGGCCAAGUACGAUCCCGAAGGAAAGCUAGCCAAGCUUUGGAAUGGAUACUUCAAGAUCUAG
Molecule: messenger RNA, 1518 nt
Organism: Fusarium coffeatum
Lineage: Eukaryota; Fungi; Ascomycota; Sordariomycetes; Hypocreales; Nectriaceae
Exons: 1
Coding region: 1-1518 (505 amino acids)
Molecular function (GO): FAD binding
Source: RefSeq, a predicted model, not a curated record